Molecule: messenger RNA, 3446 nt
Organism: Stegostoma tigrinum
Lineage: Eukaryota; Metazoa; Chordata; Chondrichthyes; Orectolobiformes; Stegostomatidae
Gene: rxfp3
Product: relaxin family peptide receptor 3
Exons: 2
Coding region: 50-1294 (414 amino acids)
Biological process (GO): G protein-coupled receptor signaling pathway; immune response
Cellular component (GO): membrane
Molecular function (GO): G protein-coupled receptor activity
Source: RefSeq, a predicted model, not a curated record
AGCUGACGGAGCAGGGAGUGCGCCGGGUCACAGCAGACCAGACCAUGGGAUGGACUUCGACCUCAUCGCCAGCAACCGGACGGCGGCUGCGGAGCAGGGCUGCCGGUUUCGGCCCGUUAGCUUCGCCUGGCUCUCCGCCUUCAACCGGAGCAACGAGUCUCGGGCGGGGGAGCCGCUGAGCGGCGACUUGGAGGCGGGAGGCACUUCAGCCGCCGCCCGCAUCGUCAUCUCGGUGGUGUACUCGGCGGUGUGCGCUCUGGGGCUGCUCGGUAACGUGCUGGUCCUCUACCUGAUGAAGAGCAGGCGGGGCUGGAAGAAAUCCUCCAUUAACCUGUUCGUCACCGGACUGGCGGCCACUGACUUCCAGUUCGUGCUGACCCUGCCCUUCUGGGCGGUGGACACGGCGAUGGACUUCAGCUGGCCCUUCGGCCGGGUCAUGUGCAAGGUUGUCUCCCUGGUGACCGUCAUGAACAUGUACGCCAGCGUCUUCUUCCUCACCGCCAUGAGCAUGGCCCGCUAUUGGUCGGUAGCUUCCGCCCUGAAGCCCAGGAGCAAGAUGAGCGGCUGCUCGGCCAUGUGGGUCAGCAUCGUGAUCUGGAUCUCCGCUGUGCUGGCCAGCAUCCCGCACGCUGUCUUCUCCACCACCACCAGGAUCUCCAACGAGGAGCUGUGCGUGCUGAAGUUCCCGGACCACAACGGCUCCGGUCAGUUCUGGCUGGGUCUCUACCAGAUCCAGAAGGUGCUGUUGGGCUUCCUCAUCCCUUUGGUCCUCAUCACGGUCUGCUACCUGCUGUUGCUGCGCUACGUGACCAACAGGAAUGUCAGCAGCUCCAGCGCCAGCCGGAGGUCCAAGGUGACCAAGUCGGUCACCAUUGUCGUUCUGUCCUUCUUUCUGUGCUGGCUCCCCAACCAGGCGCUGACUUUCUGGGGAGUCCUGAUCAAACUCAACGCCGUUCAGUUCACCUCCGAGUACUACAUCGCCCAGUCCUACAUCUUCCCCAUCACCGUCUGCCUGGCUCACACUAACAGCUGCCUGAACCCCAUCCUGUACUGCCUGAUGAGGAGAGAGUUCCGCAAGGCGCUGAAAGGCAUGUUCUGGAGGAUGUCCUCCCCCACCAUUAUACACAUGCGGCCCUUCACAGCCAGCACUAAGCCAGAACAGGAUGAGCAGAGGCAUGUCAUCAUUCCGAAAAACCCGGUCCAGCCGGAGAUUUUGUAUUACCCUCCGGGGGUUGUGAUGUGCAACGGGCGAUAUGACAUCUUGCCCGCCAACUCUGCGGAGCCCCGCUAUUAAGGAGGCUGUGGAAUGAGUUAAAAUUGAUCCGCUUUUCAGAAGAACGAUAUAGUGUAAGUCUGCCGAGGUUUAGCCAACUCUCAAGCCAUUGUAGUUCGUCACUUUGCCAUUGCAGUUCGAUCGUUUCUCCAGACCAAAUUGCUCUGGGUUAAUCGUUGUGUGGCUGAAACAGCAGCAGUGCUGAUCCCAAGACAAGCGGUGCGAGCAUACAGUCAUAUCGGACACAGAAUGUUAGCUAUUUUCUUUCGCCACAGAUGCGCCCACUGAGUUCCUCCGUCACUUUCUGUUUUAAUGUUUAUACGCGCCCCCUUAACAGCGAAAUUUCCGAAGUUAGCCGCAAUUGAUUUUAACGCAUAGGAAUCCAGUUAAUAGCAGAACCGCUAGGCGACAGUCAUUACAGCCAAACAUUAUCCUAUCCCGUGAGAUUGUUGUGAAAUAAUAAUCGGAUUGGAACCAGGUACAGCUCCGUUUACUGUACAGCAUCAUACGCCACGAAGUAGGGCACUCGCACUUUUCAGAACAAAAAUAAUCGCCGUGUCUAGUUUGGAAACUUUUGAGUUCGAUCUUCUAAAUUAGUUUGUGGUCUUCUCGAACAAUGAAAGGCUGUGAAUGAUCGUAAAUAUCAUGACACAAACUCAAGUUGUAUGUUUUCACUUAAGCAGGGUGACAAGUUGAACAGAAAAUAUAUGAAUUUCAUUCUGUGAAAAGCGUAAUUAUUCGGCAUCAGGUGAAAUCACAGCAUCUGUGUGAGAGGUUGCCACAGCUCCGGGAAGCCCUAUUUGAUACGGAAUCGUUUUCACUUCAAAUUGCAAUCAAUGUGCGCUCCAAAUUACAGUUUAUCUUUGGUUUGUCUGUCUUUUACGUUCAUCCUCCUUCUUCAGUCUGAGGUACUCGUUACAAAAUUCUCCAUCUUCAAGUAAUUCACCAUUCGUAUUCCACGUGACGAUGAAAAAUCUAAACGCCCCGACCUCUGGAGAUUCUGAUACAGUGCCAUGUUUACUUUUCAGGAUUCACUGUUCACAAUAGUAGCUUUGCUAAAACUCCUCUUCUGCAGAUAUUAUUUGUUAGAAAUAAACCAUUAUACUCGCAAACUGCUUGUUUAUAAAAACCAAAAGAAGUGCAGAUGCUGUAAAUCAGGAACAAAAACAAAGUUGCUGGAAAAGCUCAGCAAUUCUGGCAGCAUCUGUGAAGGAGAAAUCAGAGUUAACAUUUCGGGUCCAGUGACCCUUCCUCAGAACUGACCCUUUCUGAGGAAGGGUCACUGGACCUGAAACAUUAACUUUGUUUUCUCCUUCCUAAAUGCUGUCAGAUCUGCUGAGCUCUAUCUGCAUAUUUAUGUUCCUUAAUAAUAAUGUAGACAACAAAGAUUCAUGAUUGAAAGAUUGCACAAUUUUGAUUAUUUUCAUAUUCACCAGUUUUAGCACUUAUAAUUGGAAAUUAAAGUUAUGAACCAAAACUGUGUUGUAAGUAUUAACUACUAUUUUUGCUAAAUAGGUAAUGAUAGUGCUAAAAUACUUAAUUAAUUGAGCAUUACUAUACUAUUCAUUUUGCAUUGAUGUAAAACAGUUUCAGAUAUACAUUGACACAUAUCAGAAUUAAAGUUAAUAUAAUUUAAAAGUUGAGUUGAUAAUUUGACUGAAGUGCAUUAGUUGCUCUAGAAAGUAGUUCUGCACUGUUUGGGUUUCAGAGUCAUUCAUGAAGAGCUACAGUCAACAAUGGCAAAAUACUAAAUCACCAAAUCAUACAAUGCAGAACGUUUGAAAGGAUUUUGAGAUAUUUCAUCAAUUGUAAAGGAAUCAAUUGUGAAUUUCUUGAUAAAUAAAAUCCUAGUGACCUGAAGGGGCACCAAUAGGAAGCUGUGUUGCUAAAAGACACAAAGGAGAGUUACAGACAAACGGAGCUACCAGCAGAGGAGCAGAAGGAGAGUCACGAAGAGAGUUACUUGCAGAGUAACUGGAAGUUGAAGACAAUCCAUGCACAGGUACAAAGACAGAGCAGACAAAGUUAUAAACAGUAACACAGAGAAUUCUUGUGAGGAGAAGCAGCAAAUCAGUCUCCAUACAAAGUUAGAGAUAAUGGGAACUGCAGAUGCUGGAGAUUCCAAGAUAAUAAGAUGUGAGGUUGGAUGAACACAGCAGGCCAAGCAGCAUCU